This is a messenger RNA of Verticillium alfalfae VaMs.102, 585 nucleotides long. RefSeq names its product GTP-binding protein ryh1. The record is from RefSeq and is a predicted model, not a curated record. Gene Ontology annotation, cellular component: endomembrane system; Golgi apparatus. Gene Ontology annotation, molecular function: GTP binding; GTPase activity. NCBI's taxonomy places the organism in Eukaryota, Fungi, Ascomycota, Sordariomycetes, Glomerellales, Plectosphaerellaceae. The coding region runs from base 1 to 585 and encodes 194 amino acids. Gene Ontology annotation, biological process: intracellular protein transport; intra-Golgi vesicle-mediated transport; retrograde transport, endosome to Golgi. The transcript has 4 exons.
AUGCCUUAUCUUAUCGACGUGCAUCUCCACCAAUCGCUCGGAAUGACCGCCGCCAAGGUCGAGAGGCACGAGAAUGGAAAGCUCCAGACCUGCAGACCUCCUUUCCCCUUGCAACCCGCAGCGCCCUCACCCAAGCUGUUCUCGAGACGCCUCCCCCCCGACUUUGACGGCAUCACGCGUGCGAACGACUGUCAUAAUCGACACUUUUCGUUGAACGCCGCUGCGACUUUUGCGAACCGACAAGAACCGUCCGCGCCGUGUCGCCCCCCCUCUCUCCCCUCCUUCGAACCCUAUCCACCGCCCCUCCCCCAUACCGAGGCUAAGAGGACAGCAACACCGGCACGAUGGCGUCCGGAUCCUACAACAACCCGCUCAAGAAGUUCAAGCUCGUCUUCUUGGACGAUGUACCUCGAGGACCGCACCGUUCGCCUGCAACUGUGGGAUACCGCCGGCCAGGAGCGAUUCAGGAGUCUGAUUCCCUCCUAUAUUCGAGACUCUAGCGUUGCCGUGGUUGUCUACGAUAUCUCGAUGAUCGACGUCAAGACCAACACGCAGCAGUCCUCGCAGGAGGGGUGCGCGUGCUGA